AGCGGUUCCAGCACCUCUGGCUCCGAUCCGGCCAUGGGGGGGGGCGGCGCGGGGGGGGCGCUGCUGGCGGCGCUGCUGCUCACAGCCCGAGGGCUGCGCUGCCCCCUCUGUGACCCACGGGGCUGCCGGGACGUCACCUGUGACCCCCCCGCGAUCUGCUGGAGAACCUCACUGAGCACCGCCCGCGCGGGCCGGGUGCUGCGCAGGGAGCUCGGGGGGGGCUGCGCUGUCCCGGGCGCCCCCGAUGUCCUCAUCACGUUCCGCUCACACGGAGAGGAGGUGACGCUGUGGGAGGGGACGGAGACACCGGGACCCCCCGAACCGCCCAACAACGGCACCCGCGGGCCCGCCCCUCCCCCCCCGUUCUGCCCCACCUGCGACUCCACCGACGGCUCCUGCGAGCGCCCCUCCCCCUCCCUGCGCUGCCCCCGCCCCCACGACGCCUGUCUUGACGUCAUCACCCGAGCGCCCGACGGGGGGGAGGAGGUUCGGCUCCGCGGUUGCGGCUCCGGUGGUCGCUGCGCGGGGCUGUUCGGGCUCGAAACCGGAUCCGAUUCGGGGCGGAGACUGGAACUGAGGUGCUGCCGGGGGGGGAAAUGCGAGAGAGAGGCAGAGCUGCCCCCCUCCGGGCUGCGCUGCUGGGCCUGCGACGGCCCUGAGCCCCAUGGCUGCGCCCCACAAGUGCUGCACUGCAGGGGGGGACUGACGCGCUGCGCCCGCGCCCGCACCCUCGGCGCCGUGGGGCUGCGCUGCCUGAGCUGUGGGGCAGAGCCCGGCGGGUGCCGUGGGGCGAGUGAGGACUGCGAGAGCGGCGUCUGUGGGGAGGCCUGGGCCGACGCCACCUGGAGCCACGGGCGCCUCUCGCUGCGGUGGCGCGGCUGUGGGCGGGGCUUGGCCGGUUCCACCGCUCGCGCCCUCGAGCUCGGCGGCCUCGUGGUGUUCGCCCGGAGGAGGCAGUGCCGGGAGGAGGCCUGCAACGGGGAGCUGGGGGACAGCGGGGGGCACCCCGGCAACAGCAGCGCUCAGGCGCCCAAUGGGCUGCGCUGUUAUGGGUGUGCGGACGACGGCCCCUGCGACGCCCCCUCCAUCGUGGAGUGCUACGGGGACCUGAACGCCUGUUUCCAUGGCAACGUCACCAUGAGCCUGGGGGGGCAGUGGCAGUGGCAGGAGCUGCGGGGCUGCGCGCGGGCGCAGGGCUGUGAGGGGCACCGCGGGGACGAGGCCGUGGGGCUGAGCGGCUCCUGCUGCACCGGCAACCUCUGUAACCACGGCAACGGCACCGGCGACGCCGCCAAAACCUUCUUCGCGCCCGACCGGCCUCGCCUCGAGCUCCUCCCCCACGGCCACGGCCCCACCGCCCACCCCGCCCCCACCAAGAUGGCCGACGGCGCCACCAAGGUCAACGGGACGCACAAGACGGUCAAUGAGAGCCUUAAUAGGGGCAAUGCUACAACCAACAUGGCCACCACCCAAGCCAACAUGGCCGCCAGCACUACUGACACCAAUAAGGUCAAUGCAGGCGUCAACAUCAACUUGGCCAACACCAAUAUGGCCACCACAGACCCCCAUAUGGCCACCAUAGACCCCAAUAUGGCCGCCAUAGAUCCCAAUAUGGCCGCCAUUGACCAUGAUGUGGCCACUGGUGAUCACGGUGCGGGUCCCGGAGACAAGAUGGCGGCUGGCAGGGCGGGACGCAAAGAUGGCGCCAAGGGGCGUGGCCAAGCCCUGGGGGGGGUGGGGUGGCUCCUCCCCCUCCUGCUGCUGCCCCUGCUCUGAGGGACCCCCCCCAAUAAACAGCCCCCAGUUUGGUACUGGUGACACCAGUUGGGCUCCAGUGGCA
Messenger RNA from Cuculus canorus (common cuckoo), 1840 nucleotides. Its product is annotated as urokinase plasminogen activator surface receptor-like. Bases 34 to 1776 code for a protein of 580 amino acids. NCBI's taxonomy places the organism in Eukaryota, Metazoa, Chordata, Aves, Cuculiformes, Cuculidae. The transcript is spliced from 10 exons. Gene Ontology annotation, cellular component: plasma membrane. The record is from RefSeq and is a predicted model, not a curated record.